AUUGCUUCAUCUUCACAUUCUCCUCCAUCACCAUCUCCCAAGUUGUCUUUGCCUAGUAAUCGUGUACACGAUGUCUUCCCCAGCUUCCACGGAGCGGAUGUCCGUAAAUCCUUUCUCAGUCAUCUUCUCAAGGAGUGUGGGAUCAAAGGAAUCAACCUGUUCAUCGAUAACGAGAUCCCUAGAGGAGAGUUCAUCGGCCCUGAGCUCAAGAAGGCAAUCCAAGGAUCAAGAAUUGCGAUUGUGUUGCUCUCGAAAAGAUACGCUUCUUCAUCGUGGUGUCUUGGCGAGUUAGUGGAGAUUAUGAAAUGUAAGGAAGAGUUAGGUCAAACGGUGAUGCCAGUUUUCUAUGAAGUGGAUCCAACUGAUGUCAAGAAGCAGACCGGUGACUUUGGGAAAGUCUUUAAAAAAACUUGUAAAGGUAAAAGAGAUGAUGAGGUUACUAGGAAAUGGAGUCAAGCUUUGGCACAAGUGGCCACACUCGCUGGUUACCAUUCAAAGAACUGGUUCGUCUUUAAAAUCUUUCCAAACACAAAUCAAACUAUAUAUUAAUGUCUUUUUUUGGAACAAUUUAAAUUGACUUUGAUAUAUUUUGAAUAUGUUGUGUAAGGGAUAAUGAUGUAAAAAUG
Brassica oleracea var. oleracea is the source of this 626-nucleotide messenger RNA. Its product is annotated as probable disease resistance protein RPP1. The record is from RefSeq and is a predicted model, not a curated record. The annotation marks the transcript as partial. Gene Ontology annotation, biological process: signal transduction. The transcript has a single exon. NCBI's taxonomy places the organism in Eukaryota, Viridiplantae, Streptophyta, Magnoliopsida, Brassicales, Brassicaceae.